AUAAAAGCCAAUCUUGAGUGGCAAUAUUAAUUAAACAGAACAUGUCUCUCUUGUGGCUGUCAACUCUUGCGCUUCUGUGCCUCGGCGCACAGGGGCAACCGUUUGCAAAGAACCUGACAGAAGAUGUUUCGGCAGCGACACUCGAAGUUCGGGGACUACAAGUGCACAGGACUACUUAUGCGACAACUGUGGAUUCAUAUGCCAACGAUGUGGAUACGUACGCCACUGCUAGAGCACAAAAUAUCGUAGAUGAACUUGUGAACCUUCAACUCACCUUCCUAGAGAUCAAUAAUAUCAAUGAUCUUUUCGGGACUGGCCUGGAUGACAUUAGUAGAGCCAACCGGCGCAUCAACGACCAACUUCGACGAAUUGAGCCCACCCUCAAUGCUGCAAUAACAGCACUGGAAGGCAGCAACUGGGUCGAAUUGAACACCGUUUCGGGAAACCUGAGAAACCAAAUUGCGUCUGAAGAGACUACAUACAACGAUGCUGUUGCCAGGACCAAUAGAAACGUUGCUGAUAUUGAUGCAGCGUUGAAGUCUGCCACGGAAAAUCAAGCGAACGUUGAAAGCGUAGUUCAAAUUACCUCCAUGUGGAAAGAGCUCACUACUUUCUUGUCUGGAAAGAGUGUCGCUGACGACCAUGAGAUCUUUAUAGUGAGGUCCGAACGUACACUGACCGCUAUCCAGACAGUCUUGGAUGGAGCUCCAGCAGCUGCUCUAAUGUAUUAGCGCCCCUUUAAAAUUUGAAUAAAAUAAACAAU
Molecule: messenger RNA, 763 nt
Organism: Neocloeon triangulifer
Lineage: Eukaryota; Metazoa; Arthropoda; Insecta; Ephemeroptera; Baetidae
Exons: 4
Coding region: 42-731 (229 amino acids)
Source: RefSeq, a predicted model, not a curated record